ACCUGCUGAAAGAGAACAAGUGGGACGUGGUCAAAGACGCUGUAGUAAGUUUUGUUUUGUGCGUGCAGAGCUGUCAGCUGCACAUCUAUUGAGGAGCCUCAGUCGGUCACUCAGCAUAGUCGGAGACAUGGCCGCCAUGUUGUUUGAGGAGCAGUUCCGGUGCUGCAUCUGUCUGGAAAGCUUCACUGAACCUGUCUCCAUCCCGUGUGGACACAGUUUCUGCCUCAAUUGCAUCAAACACUACUGGGAUGCAAGGAGUAAGUCCGAGUGUCCACUGUGCAAAGAGACCUUCAGGCACCACCCCCCACUCAGGAUCAACCGGGUCCUGAGAGACAUCACUGAGCAAUUUAAAAGGUCCCAGAAUUCCAACAUAGAGCAGAUCGUGGAUGCCACCUUUCCCCACCAAAACCUCUGCGGGAAGCACAAUAGUCCCCUGGACAUGUUCUGCAACAGAGACCAGAUUCCAGUGUGUGUGAAAUGUGCACAGACGGACCACAAGGGCCACAGCAUCGUCCAUGUGGAGAUGGAGAGCAGGAAGAUCAAGACUCAGCUGAAGUCGACAGAAACAGAGCUUCAGAUGUUGAUCCAGGCCAGAUUGAAAAAGAAAGAGGAGAUCAAACAGUCUCUGGAGCUGAGCAAAAAAGCUGCUGAGAGGGAGAAGCAGGUCAGCAGUCAGGUCUUCAGCGCGUUGAUCAGCACCAUUCAGAGAAGGGAGGCUGAGCUCAAUGAGGAGAUCAAUGAGCAGCAAAAAGCAGCGGAGAGGAGGGCCAAUGAGCUCGUCAAAGAGUUGGAGAAGGAAAUCAGUGAACUUCAGAGGAGGCAAGCCGCACUGCAGCUUCUCGAGGAAACAGAGAACAAUCAUCAUCUCCUCCAGAGCUUCCCUCCUCUCAUUUCACCACUGUCCACCAAGAAGUGGUCGGAGGUCAGUUUCUAUGGAAACAUUUGUAUGGGAACAGUGAGGAGAGCCGUCUCACAGCUGGUGGAUUUCUGCCAAGAAUUGGACAAGAAAUUGUCCACAGAAGAACUGAACAAGAAUAAUCAGUAUGCAGUGGAUGUAACUCUGGAUCCUGAAACUGCUGCAGCCUGGCUGGUCCUGUCCCGUGAUGGAAAGCAGGUGAAGCUCAACUGCCAGAAGAACCCGGUCCUCAUCCCGCUCCCUAAUGAACCAAAGAGGUUUGACCCCUGUGUGGCUGUUUUGGGGAAACAAGGCUUCACCACUGGAAGACGUUACUGGGUGGUAGAGGUUGGGGAUAAAACAGAGUGGGACCUGGGUGUGGCCAAGGAGUCCAUCAACAGGAAGGGGAGAAUCACAGUGCGGCCCGACAAAGGUUACUGGGCGAUCUGCCGGCGGAAAGGCGGCAGCCUCAGCGCCUGCGCCGGCCCGUCCGUCACCCUCAACCUCAGGGACAACCCCCAGAAAGUAGGCGUGUUCCUGGACUACGAGGAGGGGACAGUCUCCUUCUACGACGUAGAGGCAAAGUGUCACAUCUAUACUUACAGCAGCUGUGCGUUCACCGAGGCCCUCUACCCAUACUUUAACCCCUGUCUCCGUGACAACGGGAAGAACAUCUCCCCGCUGGUUAUCUGUCCCGUUGAAGGAGGCGCUGUAGAAGACUUGCCAAGGCUUGAACAGAAUAUUGUGGAUGCACCUCUUUAAGGGCAAAGGGAAAGAGAUACAAUCCAUGAACAACCUAUUUCAUUAAAUCAUGUCAUUUAACAGAUUAUUAUUUUUUUGUCCAAUACUACUUUAAAUAAGUAUAUUCUGUCAACAGCAGUCAAACCUAUUGUAUAUCAUAUUCUUCCAAAGCUGAGCCUUCAAUAAGAAAAAUUACCAUGUGCAGAUUUUAUUGUUUACACACAAAACGUGAUACACAUCCAUUUAAUUGGGGGUGUGCAGAAAGUGACCUGUGACUACAUUUAAUAAAGCAGGAGAAAUGAUGUGGCAGAUUUACUUUUGGAUUUCUUGCUGUUGUAUGCUGUAAUUUUAUGGCACAUUGUCUCCUCUUGUCUGAGCGGUGUAUCUUGUUCAAAUUUUUGCCCUUGUUUCAAAGAAAUCAAAUAUUUUACUUGGCAGAAUGUUUUCAAUAAUUUAUUUUUAGCUUUAGCUACAGUUUAAAAAAUGAUGAAAGACAGAUUAAUACCAGCUCAUACUGUAUGGCUUACAAACUGUACCUUUUUAUUGAAGAAAAAGCAUUUUAUUUUGUUUCAUGAGAGAAAAAAAAAUUCCACUCAUCAGGCACUGCUGGUUUAAGUUACACUGCCGGUUUAUGUUACACUUGGGUGCUUUGUUUGUAUCACGUCAUGUCAUUGUGGACUGAGAAGUGGCAAAAACAUGAAUUUGUUGUGGAUAAAUGACUUUCACUGUGAUAACAGAAGAUUGUGUUGUACAGCAACUUGAAAAAUGUAAAUACAUGAACUUGAAAUGCAGGUA
This is a messenger RNA of Myripristis murdjan (pinecone soldierfish), 2431 nucleotides long. RefSeq names its product E3 ubiquitin-protein ligase TRIM39-like. The record is from RefSeq and is a predicted model, not a curated record. The coding region runs from base 128 to 1657 and encodes 509 amino acids. The transcript is spliced from 10 exons. Lineage: Eukaryota; Metazoa; Chordata; Actinopteri; Holocentriformes; Holocentridae. Gene Ontology annotation, molecular function: zinc ion binding; protein binding.